Nothobranchius furzeri (turquoise killifish) is the source of this 7832-nucleotide messenger RNA. Its product is annotated as E3 ubiquitin-protein ligase SH3RF3. Gene Ontology annotation, molecular function: ubiquitin protein ligase activity; protein binding; metal ion binding. Gene Ontology annotation, biological process: positive regulation of JNK cascade; positive regulation of proteasomal ubiquitin-dependent protein catabolic process; protein ubiquitination. The record is from RefSeq and is a predicted model, not a curated record. Lineage: Eukaryota; Metazoa; Chordata; Actinopteri; Cyprinodontiformes; Nothobranchiidae.
AGUCCAAUAAAACCCUAAACGUGACCACCAGGUGUCGCCCCAAACCACUUUUCUUUUAAUAAAGCUAUGAGCUUGGUUACUAAGGUAAUGAAAAUGAUGUCUGCUCACGUCAGAAAGAACAACAUUGCAGGUGUAAGCUCAAACUGACACAUUAUUUUUUCAUCUCUGGUGCGGCUGAAGCUCGACAAAACUUAAUAUUUAAAAGAAAGAUGUGCAAACUUGAAGAGAACGGGCUUUAGUUCCUGAAGCCGCAGGUUAUCUCCAUCUAGAUUUAGAGAGCUGACGUAGUUUAGGUGAUGGACAAGAAGGUGCGAGCACCAGUUUGCACGUGAAGCAGCCCAAAAGAUGCAGAGAACAAAACGAGCUUGAUGUGUUUGCAGAGCUGCUGAUGCUGUCCUCCAUCCGUAGCUUAGUGAGAGGAGAACGAGCUGAACGCUGCAUGCAUGUGGUGGUUGUGAUGCGUUGUCUCUGGCGCGCGCGCGCUCCGCAAUUGUAAUGGGCGCGCGGAAGAUGAUGAGAGCGUGACCUCACCGCUUUCUGCACAGCUGCUGGAGAGAGGAGGAGACGCGCGGAGAGACACAAACACGCCGAGGGAGACAGAGAGAGAGAGAGGGGUCCACAGCGGAGGACAGUCUGAACACCGCGGGGGAAAACUGUUUGGGAAAAGAGGAGGACGCCGUCGCGGGGCGUCCGUGGACACGCGCCCGCUGGUUCGCCACGCAGAAUGUUUUGCGUUCCCAGCUCAUUUCCACGGUACAAGAAGAAGAAGUCCCCGCGGCGUCUGCACGGACACUGAAGCCCAGAUGCUCACCCUCUCCGCCGACAUGGACGACUCCUCGUCGCUGCUGGAUCUGUUGGAGUGUUCGGUGUGCCUGGAGCGCCUGGACACCACGGCCAAGGUGCUGCCGUGCCAGCACACCUUCUGCCGCCGCUGCCUGGAGAACAUUGUCAGCUCCCGGAACGAGCUCCGCUGCCCGGAGUGCCGCAUCCUAGUGGACUGCGGAGUGGACGACCUGCCGGCCAACAUCCUCCUGGUUCGACUCCUGGAUGGUAUCAAGCAGCGGCCGCAGCGAGGAGGAGGAGGAGCAGGCGGCAGGCAGUCUCUAGCUGGAGGUUCGCUGCAGGGGUACGCAGCCGGGAUAUCCGCUUCUCCUCCGGGCACAGCACUCAGAGAGCUGCCCGUGGCCACCCGGAGCUCCCCUGUCAAGAAUAUCCCAGCGCUGCCUUGUGGAAAAGCCCUCUACUCAUAUGAAGGCAAGGAGCCGGGCGAUCUUCAGUUUUCCAAAGGUGACAUCAUAAUACUGCGACGUAAGGUGGAUGACAACUGGUACCACGGGGAGCUGAAUGGUUGCCACGGCUUCCUGCCAGCCAGCUACAUCCAGCUGCUGCGUCCUCUGAGUCAAACUCCACCUCAGGGCAAAGCACUGUAUGACUUUGAGGUCAAAGACAAAGAUCAAGAUAAAGACUGUCUGGCCUUCAGCAAGGAUGAGGUGCUGACAGUAAUCAGGCGAGUAGAUGAGAACUGGGCAGAAGGCAUGCUGGGAGACAAGAUUGGUAUCUUCCCUAUUCUUUAUGUCGAGUUAAAUGAAACAGCGAAGCAGUUGAUGGAGAUUGACAAACUGAUGCCAGCUAAUGCACCAGGUCCCAGCUCUGAACCAGCUCCAUUGGGCCCCUGCACCCCUGGGCCCUCCCCCAGUGCCUCCCCGUCUAAUGGAAAUGGCUCCGGCCAUAAAAGAGGCGAAGGAAAGAAAAAUGCGAAGAAGCGACAUUCAUUUUCCGCACUGUCUGUUAGCCAGAGAGCUGCCCAGCUCAACAACAGACACAGCAUGGAGAUUUCCCACCCAGUUCUAAUCAGCUCCUCUGACCCCAGAGCUGCUGCACGUAUUCAGGAUGCAUCUCCUCCGGGUCCCUCCCCCUCCUCGGUGGGUGUACCUCUCCCUCCCAAAGUGGCGUCUCUAACCUCUGAGCUGCUGGCCCAUGCCAAGGUGCAGCUACCACUCAACAUAUAUCUGGCUCUAUAUGCCUACAAGCCUCAGAAAGCCGAUGAGCUGGAGCUCAGGAAAGGGGAGAUGUACCGGGUGACAGAGAAGUGUCAGGAUGGAUGGUUCAAAGGCACGUCACUGAGAACCGCCGCCUCUGGUGUCUUCCCAGGAAACUACGUCACUCCCGUGUCCAGGGCACCGUUUGGGCUCAGCGCUACUCGAGGCUCGUGUUUGUCCAGUCCAGUUGGAGGAGGAGGCAAAAUCUCAGACCCUUCGUCACCAGGAUCCCCUGGCCCCUCUUCGUCCCGUCCCUCCACUCCACUCGUGACCUCAGCAAACAGCAUCAGCCCCGCCUCCUCGCCACAAACUGCCUCCGCCCAGCUGAAGAACUGCCUGCGUUCCAGCCAGCAUACAGUAAACCAGGCGCGCACCUCAAUGCAGCUGGUCCACAGUCCCCCUGCUGGAAGUCCAGAGCGCCCCGCUGUGGCCGUCUCCCCCCUGCGCCCUCAGAGCUCCUCUCCAUCACGCUGUCCAAGCCAAUCGGGUCGUCCUCUCUCCAUGGUGUCUCCAGGCCCCUCCCCCCUCUCCUCACCAGCUUCACGCCCCAUCCUCCCCCUCUCCUCCCCGCUGUCCUGUCUCACACCUCCCAAUGUGUCCGCAAUUUUCCUGAACGGUGAUUCGGCCAGUCCGCUGCAGCCGCCGUCCCCUGGGCCCUCGCACGCCGCCACACAAGGCGUCCUCACACCCAAAGCAGACAAGCCUCAGAAGGAGAGGAAAGCAGCGGGGUUGUUGAAGCUCCUUUCAGGGGCUGCCGCCAAAAAGAAACCACGUUCUCCUCCAUCCUCUCCUCCCAGUGGACCCGCAGACCCCACCCGCCAUCUUCACCAUCACCACCACCAUGCCCGCUCAGGUUCCUGUCCACUGGUGUCACAGGGACGAGCCGGUUCAUGUCCAAUUGAGAGCGAGAUGGGGGCGAUAGGGCUGGAGCCUCUGCACAGGAAGUCCGGGUCCCUGGACACCAACUUCCCCUUGUCUCCCCCAGCAACAAGAGCCAGCAGUGCUCUUAUGGUUCUACGGCCUGAACCCAAACCCUUGUCGAGAGAGAGGUAUCGCGUGGUGGUUCCUUACCCUCCUCAGAGUGAGGCGGAGAUCGAACUGAGGGAAGGGGAUGUGGUGUUUGUUCAUAAGAAGAGGGAUGAUGGUUGGUACAAAGGCACGCUGCAGAGGUCAGGACAGACGGGUUUGUUUCCCGGCAGCUUCGUGGAAAGCUUCUGAGCUACAGGAAGUGGACAUUUUACUUGUUUUUCUUUUUACCUGUUUGUCCAACUAUUACACACACACACACACACACACACACACACACACACACACACACACACACACACACACAGAGACCUUCAAAAAGGUUGGACAAAUAUUGGAAUGCAAAUUUUCCUCCUUGUUUGCCCUUAAAUUUUGAAAAUGUUUUAAAUGAGACAUAUUACGACAUUUUAUUCUUAAGUUAUAAUAGUUCCAUGGUCGAUACAAAACACGUUAAUGAAUUUUUUUUUGCACAAAAUCCCUCUCACAUAAAGCGAUCACAGCAGUUUCAGGAGCGCAAGCUAGAGCUGGCCACGCCCACUCAUCACUGGCUGCUAUAAGCUGAGAUGCUUCUAUAUCUGGGUGAGGCUCAGAGUAGAGCCGCAGCUCCCCCUGCAGCAGCAUGUAUGUGAGAGGAGGUUAUAUUCUACUUCGGUGACAUAACAAACUGGGAUUUUUUUUUUUUUUUUGCACAAAAUUACUAAAAGCAAAAACUAACAAAAAAACAGAUGGUCGUAUUUUUUCAUGUUCGGAGUGUUUAUAGAGGCAGUGGUGAAUGACAUGGCAGCACAAAAUGACGUAAAAGAGGAGUUUGUCUCAUAAUUUUACCAGAAUUUCAAGACACACACAGCAGUUUUUAACACUUUAACCAAUUCCGUCAAAAGUGGGGUUUAAUGAUUGUGUAAGUAGAAACUUUAGCAACUUCACUUGGGACAGCACUCUGCAGCCCUCUGCCCAUCAGAAACGGCACUUAACAGUUUUGUGGCUAGGUGUUAGGGCUGGGCAAUAAAUCGAAAAUUGAUCUUUAUCGAAAUUUCUGACUCUUAUUGUGUUAAUUUUUCCCAUGUCAAUAAAUUGAUAACACCAAAACGAAAAGAUGUGUGUCAGUUGGCAACGUUCAUGUCCCUUUAAGAAGCUGUACCAAGUUGAGUCACAUAAAAAUGGGACUCAACGUAAUGCAUGUGACAGCCCCAUCUAGUGGACAACUUUUGUUUCUGCGCAUACCUGUAGUUAUCGUCCAUUUAUCUCGAGGUGAAAUCUUUAUUUAAAUCUUUAUUGUUAUAUUAAUUUUAGGCCACAUCACCCAGCCCUAGUGUCCUAGGCGGUGCUCUUUACCUGCUAACGGCUGUUAGCUAUUUUCUGUGCCGUUGCUAAUAUAAAAGCUAGCAGUUAGCUUUUUUCAGUUUGUCUACCGUCAGUAAGAAACACAAGAAGAAGAAAAACAAAGUUUGCUUUAUUGUUGGCAUCAUGGUGGAGCCUGGAAGUAAAACUCAGAGAAUGUCUUUGGAGGCGCAGCAAAGGGGUAAACGUGAGUGAACAUCAGUGUGGCCUUACAAAAUCAUGAGCUUAUGUUGACCUGGCUUUGUUGCUACUGGAUUUGUAAGUAUUUAAAAAAAAAAAUUGCCCAAAAGUGUGUUAAUUCGUGGCUUAUUUGGUAUCAGCUCAUGUUAGUGUUAGCUCGUUGUUAGCGCUAGUUACAGCAGGCUGCUGCAGGGUUGUUUACCACAGUUGCUAUUCCACUUUCAACCAGUAGAAGGGAGACGGUGGAAAUUGUUUAGUGUUACUUUAAAUCAAAUUUCACAUAUUUCCCCCUCUUUAAUCGGCUAAGCAAUACUGAAGUUUUCCUUUUCGUGCGCGUUUAAUGCAGCCUCAAAUCACCUUUUCUGUCAAUAGACUUAAGAAAUCCAUAUUAGUCCAACUAUCACACACACACACACACACACACACACACACACACUCACUCUCACACACAUUUUUAUUGUACAGAAAAAGCUAUUCCCAGCUCUAGUAAGCAGUGUGGGGUUUACCAGUUGCUCGCGUUCUAGAGUUGCAACGUUGACUACUGAAGGCACAGACUCAGAAAGACGAGCCUCCCAGUUCUCCUUUCUGGCGUCAUCCACCAGCAAACACUAGCACAAAAACAGUUUGCUCUGUUCUUUUGGUUUGUUUCAGUUUUACUUUCAUUGAGACCUCAGAACUUGAAUCCAGGUGCUUUCUUUAUUAGAGACGGGAACAUUUUACAGCCAGGUGAACACAUUUGACCCAGAGUCCUGGAUCUUCGGAAGCACAUCUCCUCGUCUGCAAUGUGAGCACACAUUUUGUUCCGGCCCUAUUAAUGUUGAUUAAUGCAUGUAGCAUUAUUCUGUUUCUGUUUGAUUUUUUAAAUGUUGUAAUAGGUGUUUGUUGUGUCCUGCUGUGAAGAUCUGUCACCAAAAAGUCUGAAUUAGGUCAUCUGGUUUUUCUAUCUAUUUAUGUGUCCUAUGUUAAAAAUAUUUCAUUAAUUUUAUUAAAUUUGACUUUUAUACAAACACUGAUUUAGAGAAAUUAACUGGCUUUUUGAAUGUAAGCAAAAAAAAAAAUUAUAACAAAGUCACACCAAAACACCUUUUAGAUAUUUUAUUUGAAUUUUGAUUUUUUUUUUCGAACUUCGGUUGAAGAUGAGAAACGGAAAAUUGCUACAACCUGCUCUUGUGUGUACAUUUAAAACAAGUUUUUAUUUGUUAGAUGAUUUGACAAGAUUUUGCUGUGGGCAGCCACAAACUAGUGGUACAAAAUUUUUAAAUCCAACAUUUUCUUGUUUUAUUUGAAAAAAAAAAAUUCUAAACAUACCAGGAAAUGAAAAUUGACUGAAUUAUGUUUUAGGUCAACUUUUUACUGCCAGUCUUUAGUUUUGAUCUCGGGAGCAUGCAUCCGGUCUAGUUUACAUUUUUUCACAACAACCAUCUACCUUUCUCUCAGAUUUGUGAGGACUAGGCACAGUUAUCACCCACAACCUGACUCUGGACUUCAGAGUGAGUUUUUUUAUUCAAACAGAAGCACAAACGGCCAACGAGAGUGCACACGGGAAAGGCUCCUUCAAAGGUAAAACAAGCACAUAAAUCUCAAACUCAACUGUGAAUCAAGCGCUUUUCAACCUCCUCGAUUAACUGCACUCAUCUGUUUUUUUUAGCGUUAGUUGCACGUUUCAUCAAAGAAAGGCAUCUUGGAGUCGCUGGAACUCUGAAAAAUUGGCAACUUUUAUUUCUUCCAAUUACAGACAACACUCCAAUAUAAGAGAAAACCAGCAAUAUAUGUCAGCUCGCUCAGAAAACGUAAUAAUGCGUUUAAAAUUGGCAGACAACCGGACAAAGCAACAGGAUGUGAGAAACUCAGAGAAUUUGGCACAAUUUAGUCUGUUUUGCCUAUAGUGUUCAAAAUCGUGUUAUUUAUACAUGUUUUGUUGGUUUAAUCAAGUCUAUUUUCUUAAAAUUGAACAAAUUGAACUUUCUAUGGAUUUUUUGGGUUUAGUUAUCAGUCUUCAGUCUAAACAAAUCCUCGUUGGCCUUUAAAACCUGUCAGUCAAACCUUAGUGCCUACAAACGCCAACACACACCCAGUCAAUCCCACUUUUCAAACUUUCUUUUUUUGAAAAUAUUCUUUUUUUCUACUCCAUUCUGUGAGGCCCCGUGACGAAAACCAGCAGAUCCCAGAGCGCUACCCGGGUUUUCUCCACCCAUUUGUAGGCCUGCGUGAACCUGAAGCUCCAGUUAUUUCUACCGUUUAACUUAAGCACAGCUUCCCGUUUGUGUUGGUCUCUGGUUUUCUUCUUUUUUAUUGUUCUGGGGGGAAAUGAAAAAAAAAUUCUAAAAUAGUUUACGACAGUCCAAACAUCAGGAAUAAACCACUGCACGGUGGUCACUUUAGAUGAAAUAACUUGAAGCGCCAGUUUUUUCCAAAAUGUUUUUCAAGUGUUUUAAUUAUGUGACUUAAGUUUGUCAUUUGACUCGGCUUCCUGGUCGUGUUCGUCACGUGAAAACACAGAAACAGCUUGAAAGAUGUGAUGAUGUGCAAUAGGAACGCAGCUGCACAUCCAUGUGGAAAGCUCAGUUUUCAACCGGAUUUAUGUUUGAUUAACUUUCAAAUCUGCUGAUUUAUGCUAAUUAAAGCUGAUUUAUUAAUAAAUGCUUAGUUCUGGUCCCAUAAGGACGCUGGCCCGCUCUCUGACCUUUAUUUUUUUCACUCCUGAUAAAUUUUAACCAUUUUUGUCCACCUGACAACUUCCAGGAAGCCUGAGUACUCACUUUGCCAUUUUGAAUUUAAUGUCAGCCAUAAUUGUUCUUAUGGUGUGUGUGUGUGUGUGUGUGUGUGUGUGUGUGUGUGUGUGUGUGUGUGUGUGUGUGUGUGUGUGUGUGUGUGUGUGUGUGUGUGUGUGUGUGUGUGUGUGCGUGCGAGGAGGUGGCGUUUGUAAUGUAGCUCUUUACACAAAGAGAACUUUAUGAAAAAGCUUGGUGCAGCAUGGACGCUUACGCCUCAUCAGGACCCAGUUGAUACCGUUGGGUCGGUGAGUGAAACAGAAAAUAAAACAGAAUAUAUAUAGACAUAUAAUUCUAUAUUGUGCAGAAUAUUUAUAGGCCUUUUGUGCCGUUGAAGUCAUGCUCUGGGCUGGCUGCGUCCAGCGCUCUCUACCAUGUGAUCAUUAUACAUCGUCUUGUACUGAUGACCCGUGGUUGAUAUGAUUGUUUUUUCAUGUCAAGUGCAUUUUUCGCAAUAAAUGCCUUUUGUUUUAAAACA